Messenger RNA from Suillus bovinus, 1000 nucleotides. RefSeq lists its product as uncharacterized. The transcript is spliced from 2 exons. Lineage: Eukaryota; Fungi; Basidiomycota; Agaricomycetes; Boletales; Suillaceae. The coding region runs from base 146 to 772 and encodes 208 amino acids. The record is from RefSeq and is a predicted model, not a curated record.
GUUGCUUUCUUUUUGCUCCCACUACAUCCUCGACUUGCUUCAUCCUUGUCCACGGCGACUAAGACAAAGACAAAGACAAAGACUAAGACGAAGACUACUCCUACGACAAUUAAGACAACGAUAACGACAACGACGACAUAGUACAAUGAACGUCUCUGAUCUACUUCAAGAUUCACCUAGUCAGCAUAGAAAACGUCCAACAAGUACGAGCACGAGCUCUUCUUCACCUGUACCUCAACAGAUCGUCAAGUCGAAUUCAGUUUCACCCCAAGCAAAUGCAGCUCAACCUCGUCCUACACUUCCACCAACCCCAAAUCCGAAUGCCCAGUACCCUGCACCGCCAUCUUACUAUUCACCUUCCCCUUUCGUACCACAACGUAUCACACCGAGGCAACCCCCCGAACAACCGAUGGCUAGUCUACAACACCCUCACCCUCACACUCAUAAUUCCUGGGGUCCUCGUUCAUCUUCGGGGUCCUCCACUCUUCUAUCCGCGACUACCAGAGCGCCAUUACCCGUUGGUCUGUUCUUCUUUUCUUUUCAUCUUCAUGUAAACACUCAUUUUCAUUCCUUCAAUGAAAUCUAUAGAAAGAAGUCCAGUAGUUCAACGACAAAACGUAAUCAACCCCGUAUCUACUGCUCCAGCACCCUCCCAUUCACCCCAAAACCAAUCUCAACCCCCCAAACAAUCACUCGAAAAACGUCCUCCUCCAAACUUGAACCCCAAUCUCAAUCCCAGUCCAAAUCUAAACCCAAAUCUCAACUUUCGUGACCGCGAGACUAUGCGAGACCGCGAUGGCCCUCUCCGCGACCUUGCCCGUGAACAAGGUCUCCACAUUCGUGACCCUAUAUUGUUACCAAGGGAUAGAGACUUGUUACCAAGGGAUAGAGACCCUGCCUUAUUACCCAGAGAGCGCGAUCCUGCCUUGCUUCCCAGAGAUCCAAGUCUGCUGCCGCGUGAGAGGGACAUCCGUGAUCCCACUCUCCUCCCAAGAGAACG